Sardina pilchardus (European sardine) is the source of this 6721-nucleotide messenger RNA. RefSeq lists its product as uncharacterized. The transcript has 24 exons. Gene Ontology annotation, biological process: intracellular signal transduction. The record is from RefSeq and is a predicted model, not a curated record. Gene Ontology annotation, molecular function: protein binding. Bases 177 to 6251 code for a protein of 2024 amino acids. Lineage: Eukaryota; Metazoa; Chordata; Actinopteri; Clupeiformes; Clupeidae.
GUGAAAUCGAAAGUAAAUCUCAAGGGACCGCUGUUCGGGCAAGAACAUUUUGGACGUUUUGUGAAGGCCAAGGCUACCUCCUCGGUCAGUGGUUCUCUGAUCUCUAUCAACAUGUCUGCUAUUGUUGGAGCAGAAAUGGAUCCACAGAUCUGAUUGGUCCACAUAGCUGCUAAAAGAUGGAUUACUAUCAAGACGGAGAAGAUGCUGUUGGUGGAAAUCAGACAGGCAGAGCAGCAUGUGCCGUGUCCAGCCACGUGUCCAUGAAGAAUGAGGAGCCCUUCACUGAUGGGCAUCAGGGGGUCAGCACAGGAAGAGUGCUGUCUUAUCCAAGACAACAGACACACAGACCAAUGUCUCCAGUGCCCAGCUGUGUGUCUAUGAAGAGUGACUGGUCCAUGGAUCACCCUAACAGUUUCAGCAGUGGACCACCACAGUCUGAUCAGAAACCACAGACACACAGAGCAGUAUCUCCAGUGCCCAGCUGUGUGUCCAUGAAGAGUGAAUGGUCCAUGGAUCACCCUAACAGUUUCAGCAGUGGACCACCACAGCCUGAUCCAAAACAACAGACACACAGACCACUGUCUCCAGUGCCCAGCUGUGUAUCCAUGAAGAGCGACUGGUCCAUGGAUCACCCUAACAGUUUCAGCAGUGGACCACAGUCUGAUCCAAAACAACAGACACACAGACCAAUGUCUCCAGUGCCCAGCUAUGUAUCUAUGAGGAGUGACUGGUCCAUGGAUCACCCCAACAGUUUCAGCAGUGGACCACAGUCUGAUCCAAAGAACAUCCUGACCCACAUUCAGUCCAGGUGUGGAGUGUGUGAGCAGCUACUGAGGGACCCAGUCAUCACCAGCUGUGGACACAGUUUCUGCAGGCAGUGCAUCAGCAGCUACUGGAGCCAGUCAGGUCCAUCAGGAGACUACAGCUGCCCCCAGUGCAGAAAGAGACCCAAAGUACAACCCAUUAUAAACUCUGAAAUAGGUGUGGCACAAUCACUAUUGUACUCUUCAACAACCAUGGCGCAACCUCACCUAUACCCACCUACAGCUAUGGCACAACCUCACCUAUACCCACCUACAGCUAUGGCACAACCUCACCUAUACCCAUCUACAGCCAUGGCGCAACCUCACCUAUACCCAUCUACAGCCAUGGCGCAAUCUCACCUAUACCCACCUACAGCCAUGGCACAACCUCACCUAUACCCAUCUACAGCCAUGGCGCAACCUCACCUAUACCCAUCUACAGCCAUGGCGCAACCUCACCUAUACCCAUCUACAGCCAUGGCACAACCUCACCUAUACCCACCUACAGCCAUGGCACAACCUCACCUAUACCCAUCUACAACCAUGGCACAACCUCACCUAUACCCAUCUACAGCCAUGGCACAACCUUCGUCAUACCAACACAGUGAAAUGGCACUUCAUCUGAACCCAUCUGCACACAUGGCACAAGUUCCUCCAUCCCCACACACAGACACGGGGCAGCAUCCUCAGUACUCAAACUCAGCCAUGGGGCAGCAUAAUCAUUAUCCACACAUCCAGCCCCCUCUUUAUCCACACAUCCACACGGCACAGAUCUCUCCACAGCCUCCUUUAGAUGAGCACACAGUCAUGAGAGGCAGCACCCAUCUACAAACUGAGCAUGCUCCAGUCAAAAGGGCCAAACUAACAGAUGACCAUGUCCUGACCAGAGUACUGAUGACCCAUAAAGCCAGCAUGAAGAGGAGGUUUGAGAGCAUAUGUGAAGGCAUCGUAAGGUCAGGGACGCAAACACUCCUGAACAAGAUCUACACAGAACUCUACAUCACAGAGGGAGAGAGUGAAGGGGUGAAUAAUGAACAUGAGGUUUGGCAGGUAGAGUCAGCAUCCAGGCCACAAACCACAGAAGACACGGCAAUCAACUGCAAUGAUAUCUUCAAGCCCUUGUCUGGACAGGAGAGACACAUCAGAACUGUGAUGACCAAGGGGAUUGCUGGCAUUGGAAAAACCGUCUCAGUCCAGAAGUUCAUCCUUGACUGGGCAGAGGAGAGAGCUAACCAGGAUGUAGAUUUCAUGUUUGUGCUUCCAUUCCGUGAGCUGAAUCUGGUCAAACAUGAUCAGUACAGUCUUCACAGGCUCCUGCUUGACUUCCACCCUGAGCUUAGAGAGCUACAGGAUGGUGAAUACAAAGACUGCUGCAUUGUGUUCAUCUUUGAUGGUCUGGAUGAGAGUAGACUUCCACUGAAUUUCCAAGGGAACCAGACAUUGUCUGAUGUAACACAAACAUCAUCAGUUGAUGUGCUGAUGACAAGCCUCAUUCAGGGAACACUGCUUCCCUCUGCUCUCCUCUGGAUAACCUCCCGACCAGCAGCAACCAGUCAGAUUCCUUCUCAGUGCUACAGUCUGGUGACAGAAGUACGAGGGUUUAAUGACCCACAGAAGGAAGAGUACUUCAGGAAGAGGAUCAGUGACCAGAAUCAAGCCAACAGAAUCGUCUCACACAUUACAGCAACCAGGAGUCUCCACAUCAUGUGCCACAUGCCAGUCUUCUGUUGGAUCUCAGCCACUGUCCUUCAGCAGAUGCUGGAACAGGAUGAUGGGAAAGAAGCCCCCAAAACACUGACUGAAAUGUUCAUACACUUCUUGCUUAUCCAGACCACUAGAAAGAACCAGAAGUAUCAAGAGGAAAAUGAGACAGAUAGACGGAGGCUCCUGGAUUCACACAAGGGUGUCAUAUUGAAACUGGCAGAGCUGGCUUUCAAGCAUCUGGAGAAUGGCAAUCUCAUGUUCUAUGAGGAAGACCUGAGAAAGUGUGGCAUUGAUGUCAGUGAAGCCUCAGUGUACUCUGGCAUGUGCACUGAGAUCUUCAGGGAGGAAUGUGUGUUUCAUCACAAGAAGGUCUACUGCUUUGUCCAUCUGAGCAUCCAGGAGUUUCUUGCUGCAAUUCAUUUGUUUGCCUCCUUCUUGAGUAAAAACAUGGAGGUCCUAGAGCCAUUUCUUAGCAGGAAGUCCAAGUCUUUGCCAGAUGUGCCUCUAGAUGAGCUGCUGAAGAAUGCAGUGAACAAAGCUUUGGAAAGCAAGAAUGGACACCUAGAUUUGUUUGUCCGCUUCCUUCAUGGCAUUUCUUUGGUUUCAAAUCAGAGUCUUUUGCUUGGCCUCCUGACACACACACACAGCAGCCCAGAGAGUGUGAAGAAAACGAUCAAGAACCUGAAGGUGAUGCAGAGACCAAAUAUCUCCCCCGAGAGGUGCAUCAACCUGUUCCACUGUCUGGUGGAAAUGCAUGACUCUUCUGUUCAUGAUGAAAUCCAGGCUUUCCUGAAGGCAGAGAAAGGUGCCGUGAAACAGCUCACACUGGCUCACUGCUCAGCCUUGGCUCAUGUGCUUCUGAUGUCUGAUGAGGUGCUGGAUGAGUUUGACCUGAACAAAUACAAAACCUCUCCAGAAGGUCGCAGGAGACUGGUUCCAGCCGUGAGAUGCUGCAGAAAGGCUCUACUUGCUGGCUGUAAAUUAACAGAGAAGUCCUGUGAGAUUGUGGCCUCAGCUCUGCAGUCUGCAAAUUCCCCCUUAAGAGAACUGGACCUGAGUCAGAAUGACCUGCAGAAGUCAGGAGAAAAACUGGCCUCUGCUCUUCUGAGUCCAAACUGCAAACUGGAGACACUGAGACUAGUUGGCUGUAAACUAAAAGGGGGAUUUUUGGCCUUGGCUCACACAGGGGCAAACCCCCACCUAAGAGAGCUGGACAUGAGUGACACUGAGCUUCAGGACUGUGGAGGAGAACUGCUCCAUCAACCACUGAAUCAGGACUGUAAAGUGAGACUCAUCAACUGUAGACUCAAACACAGCUCCUGUGUGGUUGUGGUCUCAGUUUUGCAGUCAUGCAUUUCUCAACUGAGUGAGUUGGACAUGAGUGGCUGUGAUCUGCAAACAUCAGAAGAGAAGCUGCUCUCUGGUCUUAGAGAUCCAAACUGCCAACUUGAAAAACUGAGACUUGUGGGCUGUAAACUAAGCGGAAUAUUUCUGGCUUUGACACUUCAGUGGGCAAACACCCACCUAAGAGAGCUGGACAUCAGUGACAGUGAGCUUCAGGACUGUGAAGGAAAACUGCUCCAUCAACCACUGAAUCAAGACUGUAAAUUGAGACUCAUCAGCCGUAGACUCAAACACAGCUCCUCUGAGAUAGUGGUCUCAGUUCUGCAGUCGUAUAUUUCUCAGCUAAGUGAGUUGGACAUGAGUGGCUGUGAUCUGCAAACAUCAGAAGAAAAGCAGCUCUCUGGUCUUAGAAGCCCAAACUGCCACCUGGAGAGACUGAGACUUGUUGGCUGUAAACUGAUUGGAAGAUUUUUGGCCUCAAUUCUUCAGUGGGCAAACUCCCACCUAAGAGAGCUGGACAUCAGUGACAGUGAGCUUCAGGACUGUGGAGGAGAACUGCUCCAUCAACCACUGAAUCAGGACUGUAAAGUGAGACUCAUCAGCCGUGGACUCAAACACAGCUCCUCUGAGGCUGUGGUCUUAGUUCUGCAGUCAUAUAUUUCUCAACUGAGUGAGUUGGACAUGAGUGGCUGUGAUCUGCAAACAUCAGCAGAGAAGCUGCUCUCUGGUCUUAGAAGCCCAAACUGCCACCUGGACAAACUGAGGUCAGUAGCCUCUGCUUUGCAGUCCUCCAUCUCCCUAAAGGAACUGGACCUGAGUCACAGUGACCUGAAGGAGUCUGGAGUUCAGCUUCUCUCUACAGGACUCAGUAGCCCUCACUGUAAACUCCAGUCUUUAAGACUUGCUGGUUGUGAGCUAACAGAGGAAUCCUGUAAGGCUGUAGCCUCUGCUUUGCAGUCCUCCAUCUCCCUAAAGGAACUGGACCUGAGUCACAAUGACCUGAAGGAGUCUAGUGUUCAGCAUCUCUGUACAGGACUCAAUAGCCCUCACUGUAAACUCCAGUCUUUAAGACUUGCUGGUUGUAAGCUAACAGAGGAAUCCUGUAAGGCUGUAGCCUCUGCUUUGCAGUCCUCCAUCUCCCUAAAGGAACUGGACCUGAGUUACAAUGACCUGACGGAGUCUGGAGUUCAGCUUCUCUCUACAGGACUCAGUAGCCCUCACUGUAAACUCCAGUCUUUAAGACUUGCUGGUUGUAAGCUAACAGAGGAAUCCUGUAAGGCUGUAGCCUCUGCUUUGCAGUCCUCCAUCUCCCUAAAGGAACUGGACCUGAGUCACAAUGACCUGAAGGAGUCUAGUGUUCAGCAUCUCUGUACAGGACUCAAUAGCCCUCACUGUAAACUGACAACAUUAAGGCUCAAUCUGUGCCACCUCUCUAAAGCAAGCUGUGAAAUGAUGACAUCCGUGUUGCAAAGUGCACCUUCCCAUCUGAGAGAACUGGACAUGAGUGGCAAUGACCUGCAGGAUGAAGGAGUGGAGCUGCUCUGUGCAGGACUAAGAGAUCCACAAUGCAAGCUGGAGACACUGAGACUGUCUCUUUGUCUCAUCACACAUGAGGGCUGUUCUCUCUUGUCCUUUGCCCUCAAAUCAAACCCCUCCUACCUGAAACAGCUGGAUCUGAGCUACAAUCACCCAGGACACUCAGGUGUCAGAGAGCUCACAGACAGACUGAAUGAUCCCAGCUGUAAACUAGAGACGUUGAGGUAUGACCAUGGAGGAGAGUGCAGGAUUAAACUAGGACCCAGAAAAUAUGCCUGUGAGCUCACACUGGACCCAAACACAGCGUACAGAAAUCUCUCUCUCUCUGAGGGGAACAGAAAGGUGACGCAUGGGCAGCAGCAGCCGUAUCCUGACCACCCAGAGAGAUUUGACUACUGGCCUCAGGUGCUGUGUAGAGAGGGUCUGUCUGGACUCCACCUAGAGAGAUGUGACAGUCUGGGUCAGAGCCUAGUCAACACGGGUCAGUCUGGACGCUACUACUGGGAGGCUGAGUGGAGUGGUAAUGAGGUUUAUAUAGCAGUGGCCUAUAAAAGCAUGGAGAGGAAAGGGAGUGGGAACAGCAGUGGGUUUGGAUAUAAUGCCAAGUCCUGGAAACUGAGUUGCUAUAGUAACAGUUACUCUGCCUAUCACAAUAAUAAGAAUACUGCCAUACCUGCCCCCUCCUCCCGCUCCAGCAGAGUAGGAGUGUACCUGGACUGGCCAGCAGGCACUCUGUCCUUCUACAGCGUCUCCUCUAACACACUCACCCACCUGCACACGUUCCACUCCACAUUCACUGAGCCCCUCUAUCCUGGGUUUUAUGUUCAUGAAAACUCCUCAGUGUCCCUGUGCCAGAUCACAUGACCUCCUAAUCCUGCAGCAGAGGAGCGCCACACACACCUGUUUACACACUCUGUUUCUCUGUGUUUGUGUGUGUGUGUGUGUGUGUGUGUGUGUGUGUGUGUGUGUGUGUGUGUGUGUGUGUGUGUGUGUGUGUGUGUGUGUGUGUUCCUUCCCUUCCUUCUGUGUUUUCAAUUUCUACCAAACACAUCAGAUAUUAGAUGUUUUGUUGAAUUUCUUACAAUUUGAACUUGAACCUUGUUGUGUAUAUUGUAUGUGUUCUGAAGAUUAAAAGAUGAACAUACAGCAGUGAGAGUGGACAGGUUUUCUCAGGACUGGGAGUGUUAAGCCAGCGUGAUUUUACAUAUAGAUUUAUAUACUGUAUGCUUGAGAGUGAGACGGAGGAAAGGGGAGUCCUUUUAUUUGAAUAAGAAUAUAACAAAGGGGAACAGAAUGUAAUUCAUUGAAAAAUGAGAUACAAAUAAAAAAUUACA